UGAACGUAACAGUAACGGAAGAGGUCACGCCGUGACGUGACAUUGAUCGUUUCGGGAGGUUCGCUUCAACUGAUCCCGUUACAUUUAGAAAGAUGGCCAGUAGUCCUGCUUAGGGGCUGAAGUUCUUUCUCUUAUCUAAAGGCAAAAUACGUUGUAAGCAAACGUGGAGAGACAAAGGCGUUGAAAAGAAACGGAAGAAGUAUGCCUAGAUUGCCAUAACUCUUUAAAAUGGCCAUACGGGAAUUAAAAGUGUGUCUUCUGGGAGAUACAGGAGUGGGCAAGUCUAGUAUUGUAUGUCGUUUUGUACAAGACCAUUUCGACCACAACGUCAGUCCAACGAUAGGGGCAUCGUUUUUAACCAAGACGGUCCCGUGUGGACACGAACUACACAAGUUCCUCAUCUGGGACACAGCGGGACAGGAAAGGUUCCACUCGCUGGCUCCCAUGUACUACCGAGGCUCUGCCGCCGCUGUCAUUGUCUAUGACAUCACCAAACUGGACUCUUUCCAGACACUGAAGAAAUGGGUGAAGGAGUUGAAGGAGCACGGUCCUGAGGACAUCAUUGUAGCCUUGGCAGGGAACAAGAAAGAUUUGGGGGACAUCAGGGAAGUUCCUAUGAAGGAAGCUAAGGACUUUGCUGAGUCUAUUGCAGCAAUCUUCAUGGAGACCAGCGCCAGAAACGCUGUCAAUGUGGAGGAGCUCUUUCAGAAGAUCAGUAAACAGAUUCCGCCUCUGGAGAAUCCAGACGUUGACAGCAACGAGUCCUUCAAGAUAACCCGGCGUCCAUCUAACAAACUCUGCUGCUAGUAAGACUUCUGCUGAGUCCCAAAUAGACCCCGAGCACCCUACCCUCGCCUAGACCAUAGCACCCUAACACAGAGUCACUGCUCUCGAUUGGACAGGUGAAUGAUCCACCUAUCUAGCUUAUCUGACGUCAACUUGGAGAUAUCACCACGUUUCCUCUUGGAUCUACAUGAAGGUUUAGGGAGUAAGGAGUCGGUUCAGAAUUCAGCAUCAGAUUUAAUCAGUGAGAUUAUCACUGUCCUUGGUUCCACACACACACAGCUGCGUGGAUCACAGGGUCCACAAUGCAACAUUGUAAUACACUGCCGCGUGGCUUCAACUACUCAUUGUCCACCUCCACACAGUCCACCAUGCAUAUUGGUCUCAGGGGAGAGGAGGAGGACAACAUGGCUUUGGCUUGUGAUAGAUCAGACCCUCUCACCUGUAGCAUAGUAACCAGCAUGUCCAGGGCCAGAAACCACCCCUAUAACCCAUAGAAAGAUGCAGUAACCCAUAGAAAGAUACAGUAACCCAUAUAAGGAUACAGUAACCCAUAUAAGGAUACAGUAACCCAUAUAAGGAUACAGUAACCCAUAUAAGGAUUUAGUAACCCAUAGAAAUAUGCAGUAACCCAUAGAAGGAUACAGUAGGUGGACAUUUUGCCAUAUUGCUUAUACCUAUCCAAUCCUCCUCUCAGAUUGACUCCAGUGCCUUGGUAAGGUGUGUUGUAAGUGUCGUUUCUGGACUGGGCCUGUGUGUACAGGCCCAGGAGGGGAACCGGUUUGUCGCCCUCUAGUGUUUUUGGUUAGAGAUUAACAUCAGAAAAUGGAUCCUGAAGGUAAACACAAUUUAAAGGAGAACUGCACUUCCUGAUUUCGUUUUUUCAUAAAUUCUCAUUAAGAAAUGCAAGCGGCCAUGACUGAAGGUAAACGAACUGUUGUCACAAAGUUGGAAGCACAGAAUCGUCUAGAAUGUCAUUGUAUGCUGUAACGUUAGGAUUUCCCUUCACUGGAUCUAAGGGGCCUCGAACCAUGAAAAACAGACCCAGACCAUUAUUCCUCCUCCGCCAAACUUUACAGUUGACACUAUGCAUUCGGGCAGGUAGCGUUCUCCUGGCAUCCGCCAAACCCAGAUUUGUUCAUCGGACGGGCAGAUGGUGAAGCGUGAUUCAUCACUCCAGAGAACGUGUUUCUACUGCUCCAGAGGCCAACGGCGUCGAGCUUUACACCACUCCAGCCGACGCUUGGCAUUGCGCAUGGCGAUCAUAGGUUUCUGUGCGUCUGCAAAAAACAGGGCAUGAAUUGUUGCCGUGAUUGUAAUCCAAACCCCUCAAGUAAAGUCAUGACUCAGUCAUCUACCAAACUCUUGUUUUGGACAAGACUGACUUCAUGACCAAAAAUUAUUCUAUUGUAAACAUUGUAGUCAAUUUUGACAUUUUUAUAAAUGAGAGAUUCUGACUCAUAGUGAUGUCACAAAGGCUGUUUUAAAAAUGGAGGGAUUAGUUCUAAGGGGCAGUUGACCUUUAAAAAAAAAACAAUAGACACAGAGACUUUUAUACAUGGUAGGUGUACGCCUACUGGGAUUAGUUUUUAAUUCAUAUUCAGCAGCACAAUUAAAAAAAAACGUUACAUUUUAAUCCUGAAAAUCGAAACAUGUUAGUAGAUCAUCUCUUUCUCAUCUCUUAGAUCAUCUUUAAUCAUCUCUAACGCGCUGAACAUGAACAUUUGGAUAAAUUGCACAAAUAUUGAAUAAUCUAGUUGAGUUUAAUGACGUUUCAUAAAAUGACUAAAAUACGAUGCAGACUAGAGAUUACGUUCUGAAUUCAUAUGCGAUAUAGAGAUUUACAAUCCAAAUUCUCAUUAACCGAAUAUGCAGUCAACAGUUCCAGUGAUUGCAUUGUUGCCUUGUGGCUCCGGGAAUCGCGUAGAUCGAUAGAUAGAAUAUCUUUGUAGCUGCCGAUAUUGAUAUUGAUAUCGAUUGCAUGAAUUUGGUCUCGCCAACCGUUGUCUUUUUCCCAUCGAAUGCUGGUAUAGAAUAUGUAUUUUGAGAAUGUAUAAGGUGUUCAAAAUGUAUUUGAAGGACGAAGUAGCAUGAAUUCGAAUACCUGAGUUGCCAUGUCUUGUUUUUUGUUUGUUGCUAUGUUGUAAUUGUCAUCCAUAUGUUGUCAUUAUUAUGUAAUAUUGACCAACUACUGAAAAGGGGCCACUAUCACAAUAAAUACAACUAUUGACAACUAUAAUUUUAUUUACUGAUUGAUCGGUGGACUAACUACUGUAUCUGUGAGGUAAUACAGCCUCUUCGAUUCAACCACUCGGGAGGGGGAUUUUAAAAUCCUCUUUUUUAAUCGGGAUUUUAAAGUGGCACUUUUAUGUCGCUAGUUCCUGCACUUUCUCAUGGAAAAACAAUGAUACAGAAUUAAUGACGACAUUUGAUGACUACAUUCCCUAACAACGCCACACCAAUGUGGUGUUGGUAAUAGCUGAAUUGCCGUAAAGUAGACCUAGUUAAAAGGAUGGGUCGAACUGUACAACAGAUGUACCUUUUGAAAGUAUGAAGCUGAGUUAACAGCAACAGUCCUUGCGGAUCUAAGCAGAGGAUUUAAUGUUUUGGAUUUUUAUUUUUUAUUUUUUUAAUAAAUGUACUUUGUGGGAAGAUACUAUAGAUGAGACAAAAAAACAACAAUUUCCAUAUUUUUGUUUCUAUUUGUAUUUUGUACCAUGUUGGACAUUUGUCUGUGUACAGUUAUACACACACAGAGGUGUUAGCUCACAAUACGGAGACGUAGUAUUCUGUACAAACUUGACACAUAUCAAGUGUCCAAGUGUGGCAUCAAUAAAACUAGACUUGGACACUUCCUGGCCUGAGUUUGGCUGUAACCGUUUAUAGGUACAGGCCAUUCUGCAAUGCAAACAAGUGCCUUUGUGUUCCCUCUGUAGACCAAAUCUAAUAUUUAUUAUUCAUAUUAUUCAUAUUAUUAUUAUUAUUAAUAGUUUAAAUUGUUCAUUUUUUUGUGUGUACUUGACUCAAGUUAUUCCCUUUUCUAUAACACAAUAACAUGUUAUAUAUUAUUAAUCUGUCUGAUAAUAAAGUGGUAUUACUUGUUUU
Molecule: messenger RNA, 3888 nt
Organism: Oncorhynchus mykiss (rainbow trout)
Lineage: Eukaryota; Metazoa; Chordata; Actinopteri; Salmoniformes; Salmonidae
Product: ras-related protein Rab-31
Molecular function (GO): GTPase activity; GTP binding
Source: RefSeq, a predicted model, not a curated record